AUGGACGCCUCGUCUUCAAGCUUCAAGCACCACACCAGUUCAACGGAGCCCCUGAUCAAACCAGACUCGUCUACAACUACCAUGACCAUCCUCAUCACUGGCGGCACUGGCAAGACCGGAUUAGCUCUCGCGCAUCUCCUGCACGCCGCCAACCACAACGUCCUCAUCGCGACCCGCAAGGGCGUCGCGCCAGAGCCCUUCAAAGCCAUCACUUUCGAUUGGAGUGACCAUUCGACGUUCGAGAACCCCUUCAAGGCCGAUGCGCACAUCGACCGCGUCUACCUUAUAGCGCCCACUGUCAUGGAGCCGCUUGUCGACAUGAAGCCCUUCAUCGACCUUGCGAUUACCAAAGGCGUCAACCGCUUUGUCUUGGUCACGGCGACGCAAGCAGACAAGGGAGGUCCGAUCUACGGCAAGGUCCACGAGUACCUUGUAGACAUUGGCGUUGAUUACGCCGUCCUGCGCCCGACAUGGUUCAUUGAGAACUUUGGCAGCUACGCCUACAGCAUUCGGGAGAACAACGAGAUCGUAUCGGUCACCAAGAACGGUCGCAUUCCCCUCAUUGGCGUCGACGACAUUGCACAAGCCGCCUUCGAUGCCUUGGUCGCUGAGAAGAGCCCCAACACCGACUACUACGUGAUCGGUCCGGAAUUGUGGUCUUACGACGAGGUGGCCGCUGCAUUUACUGAAAUUCUCGGCAGGAAGAUCACCCACAGACAUAUCACGCACGAGGAGCAAGUCGCUUUGUUCAAAAUGUUCCUCCCUGCAGAGUAUGCUGUGCUCUUAGCCAUGAUUGAGGCACGCAUCGCGGACGGGGUCGAGGAGGCAAUUGUUGGUGACCCCAAGGCAAUUGUGGGCAAAGUGAAGUUGCGCGACUAUAUCAAGGCGAACAAGAAACUUUGGAUGAAGGAUUAA
This is a messenger RNA of Cyclocybe aegerita, 915 nucleotides long. Lineage: Eukaryota; Fungi; Basidiomycota; Agaricomycetes; Agaricales; Hemipholiotaceae. The record is from the annotation of a GenBank genome assembly.